Molecule: messenger RNA, 759 nt
Organism: Acanthoscelides obtectus
Lineage: Eukaryota; Metazoa; Arthropoda; Insecta; Coleoptera; Chrysomelidae
Source: the annotation of a GenBank genome assembly
AUGCCAGCAACGUCACCAAAGAAGUACAGGCAAUUAUCGCAACAAGAAUGCCUUGCUGAGUUACUGUCUGUUUUCGGCAACGAAGCGCCACAUCAGUCGACAAUUUCCCGUUGGUAUGGAGAAUUCAAACAUGGACGGGUGAGUCUUAGCGAUGAUCCCAGGGUGGGUGCGCCAAAAACGGCAGUCACCCAAGAAAACGUCGAUGCUGUGCGCAAACUCAUUGAAGAUAGACAUCAAGAAAAUUGGUUUCUCCGGUCAGAGUUAAUUGGUGUCAAAAAACGCUUGAUCAUUUCAAUUCCGGAAACUCAAAAAAAUUCGGCUGUUUGGGUGUUCCAAGGUGAAGAAAAGCCAACAAAAGUCAUCCGUUCUCGAAGUGUUUCGAAAAAGAUGGUCGCGACAUUUGUGUCAAAAGCGGGUCGUAUUGCAAAAAUUCCUCUUAAUGAGCACAGAACUGUUACUGCGGAUUGGUAUACCACCAUUUGUUUGCCAAAAGUCAUCACCGAGCUUCGAAAAAUCAACCACGAACGAAGAAUCAUCCUCCACCAAGACAAUGCAAGCUCGCACACAGCCCAAAAAACAAGGCAGUAUUUAAUGGAAGAAAACGUGGAAUUAUUGGACCAUCUUCCAUAUAAUCCCGAUCUAAGUCCUAACGAUUUCUGUACUUUCCCGAAAAUUAAAAACAGACUGCGUGCAAAAGAGUGGAAUAAGUGCUUCGAAAAUUGGUUUGAGCGCAUGCAGAUAAUACUUCAAAAACAAUAA